GCGAUUCGUUGUGAUCGAGAUCGAGGCGUACAGGCGGUACAGGUUAGCGUCUAACCAAGAGAAUUCAUCAUUUAGCGUGAUGUUUAUUUAUCUUCGAGGGCUAUAAAUAAGGAACAGACGUCAUUUCUGCAGGUAACCGAGCGAUACCCUGGAGCCACAAAAUUCUCCUCUAGACGUAAGGCCGGGUACAACCCAAAUGACAAAUACCAUGGGUGGAGCCCACUUAUGUACGCCACAGUCCAUCUUUCAGCAGAUUAUGAACCAACAGAAUCCGCAGCAGCAACAGAAUGGGCCAUGGUUGCAAACACCCCAGGUACCACCUAUAAGCAUUCCGUGGAGUGUACCAGCAUUGCAACAAUCGGAAUUGGUUAGGUUUACUGGAGAAACCAGCUCAGGACCAAUACUUCAUCAGAAAAGAAAAUUAGAAGCGCCAGAUGUUGUAGAUAUGCGUCAAACAAAGCAGUUUAUAACAGAGGAAAAAAUAGCUGCACAUUUCAAAGAUCUACACAUUAGUUCCAAUUAUGAAUCUGAUAGGCCAGUGCCAUCAACUUCCACUGCUCACAUAUCUUCCUGUCGUAAGCAAUUAGAUAUGGAUCUGGAUAUUGAUGGGAAUGCAAUAAAUACCGAACAAAGCGAGUUACAUCCAAGAUUGGUUCUUUCAGAGGAACUGAAGCGAAUGCAAGAAGAACCUAUUCUGCCAUCGGCUCUUAUAACCAAAUUAGAGAGGCCUUCUAUGGCACUAGUCCUUUGGGAACCACCAAACAGACAUCUUCGUAUCCUGCCAACGAGAGAUACUCCAACUCCAAUCCCGAACACAUCCGACAAUAAUAAUAAUAAUAACAAUAAUAAUAAUGAUACUAUUCCCGAUCUAAAUAACAUGUCAUCCAGUGCCACAUCAGCGUUCGAGCCAAUGGACUUAUGAGGCUCUCUGGUUAGUACAUUUAUCUUCGUAUACAUUGAACAUGAAAAAAAUAUAAAUAUUGUACUCUGGAAAAAAGUUUCAACAUUCUGCAAAGCUGUAAAGUAGACUAGAAUAAGGGAUAAAGUACGUUCUGUGGUUUUUCCUAUUGUACAAUAAUCAUUUUAAGUAACGUGUUGCAUUUGUGUGUGAACCAUGUCUCUAAUAUUAUUUUUAUUCGAUAAUCCAUGGAUUUUGUUAUUUUAUUAUACUUUGUCAUGAUUUAACUUUUUAAAUACAAUAUAUUUCUUGCAUUGUAUGUAUUCUUUAUCAUAUCUUAUUUUGUUACAAUUUUUUAUUUAUAUCAUGUGUAAUAAGUAUAAGCGAGAAAUUAUUAUUAUUAUUAUAAAAAUAUUUGUGUAACUAUUAUAUUUACUGAAAUAAUGUGUUGAAGUUGAAAAAAUGAUAAGUAUGUAUAUGGCACUUUAAAGAUACUGAAUAUUUUUUUAAUGACAGAUUUUUUGGCUAGUUUACAAUCCAAAAUUUUCUUUGGCAUAAAUAUGUAGAAAGACCACUGUACAUUUAUUGCAAUUUUUUAAUUUUUUACGUUUUACGAAAAAUUGGGACAUCGGCAAAUCUGGAACAGAAAUUCUUAGAAUAGAGAAAACUAAUUAUAUAUAUUACUAACAAUUUUUUUGCAGUUUAUAUUUUGCAUGUAAUAUUGAGAAAAUGGAAAAUGAAUAUUGAAAAGUGAGACAUAAUAAAUGACAACAUGUAAUAUGCGCGCGUGUUUAUUGUGAAUGAAUGGAUACAAGUAUGUAUUUUACAUUAAAGUACAAUAUAAUAAAA
Solenopsis invicta (red fire ant) is the source of this 1747-nucleotide messenger RNA. RefSeq lists its product as uncharacterized. NCBI's taxonomy places the organism in Eukaryota, Metazoa, Arthropoda, Insecta, Hymenoptera, Formicidae. The transcript has 4 exons. The coding region runs from base 197 to 922 and encodes 241 amino acids. The record is from RefSeq and is a predicted model, not a curated record.